Molecule: messenger RNA, 576 nt
Organism: Diachasma alloeum
Lineage: Eukaryota; Metazoa; Arthropoda; Insecta; Hymenoptera; Braconidae
Gene: RpLP1
Product: 60S acidic ribosomal protein P1
Exons: 4
Coding region: 144-485 (113 amino acids)
Biological process (GO): cytoplasmic translation; translational elongation
Cellular component (GO): cytosolic large ribosomal subunit; ribosome
Molecular function (GO): protein kinase activator activity; structural constituent of ribosome; ribonucleoprotein complex binding
Source: RefSeq, a predicted model, not a curated record
UACAAUCUCUGCUCCUUCCUUCUUUUCCGGUUGGCCGUGUAACCUCGCGUGCUUGUUCUCUCUUCGAGCUAAGGCCGCACCGGCGACUUGCACAUUUUUAAAAAUCCAUCCACAAGGUUUGACGAUAAAUAACGUUCGGUAACAUGUCCACAAAGGCUGAGCUCGCUUGCGUUUACUCCGCACUUCUUCUCACCGACGAUGACAUCGCCGUUACUGGCGAGAAGAUUCAAACUAUCCUCAAGGCCGCCAAUGUCGAUGUCGAGCCGUACUGGCCAGGUCUCUUUGCCAAGGCCCUCGAGGGUGUCAACGUGAAAGACCUCAUUACCAACAUCGGAUCCGGUGUUGGAGCCGCUCCUGCUGGAGGUGCUGCCGCUCCAGCUGCUGCAGCUGGUGGUGACGCUGCCCCGGCCAAAGAAGCCGAGAAGAAGAAGGAAGAACCAGAGGAGGAAUCCGACGAUGACAUGGGCUUCGGUCUCUUCGACUAAGGGAGUACCCUGGAGUGUACCUGUAUUUUCUAUUGUGCAGAUUUUGUACCAUGAAAAGACGCUAAAAUUAAAAAAAAUUUAAGAACCGAAA